This is a messenger RNA of Carica papaya (papaya), 1093 nucleotides long. Lineage: Eukaryota; Viridiplantae; Streptophyta; Magnoliopsida; Brassicales; Caricaceae. The record is from RefSeq and is a predicted model, not a curated record.
ACGAGUCUAAUUUCAGUGAUCUUAUGAUCUCAAUAAUGUUUACGGCGUAGUUACAUUCGUGUGUAUAUUAAGGAUGACGAUGUUUGGUUGCCAAUUUGAUGAAUGUCACCUGUUCCUCUGUUUUUUGCCAAAAUUUCUCUGCUCGACAACUUGUGUAGAUCCAUUGAGGCAUGCUUGCAGUGCCUUUUACUUGCAUCUCUGCUAGUUCCAUGUAUCCCAUCUCUAUAGCAGCCGGAGUAGGGUGGCUUGUAAAAGAAUUUCUUGUGGCCGGCACCUGAUCUGCAGAACGCGUAUCAUUGCUUUGUAACCUUUUGAAAGAUGCAAUGGGGGCUUCCAAUGGCCCAAGGCUUUCAGGGAUGCAAAGGCAAGUUCUUAGUCUGUAUAGGGAAUUUUUGAGAGCUGCACGUUCCAAAUCUGCUGAAGAUAGGCAACACAUUGAAUCAAUUGUAUCAGCUGAGUUCCGCCGCAAUUCCAAACAAGUGGAUCGAAAAAAUUUUCUCUACAUUGAGUACUUACUACGCCGAGGUAAGAAACAGCUGGAUCAGCUUAAAAGCCCUGAUACUAUCAGAUUGUCAUCAUUGAAUGUCGGUUUGUCUCAACCUAAAGAUCCUAACCAAGGAACCUAGUGAACAUUUUUUAUUAAUUUCUAAAUUGAAUUUUAUCUGAUCCAUUUUCUGAAGAAGUCAUUGAAGGAUAUGGGAUCAUUCAUCUGUUUUUCUGGUACUAGAGUUAAAUUGAUAUUGGAACCUCUAAAUCUUGCAAUUUGUCAGUUGAUUGUCCUCUUCAAAGGAUAAUGAAUGCUAGAAUACUGGUUGAGGCAAUGACCUCUAGAGUGUAUUGAUAUUGGAAAACACAGAACUGUUCAUCUGUAUUUCUUGAUUAAAAUUAAGUCUGAUCUUGGAACAGUAAAAUUAAGAGUAGAAGAGAACGGAUUAUAAUGCUCCUAUCUCAACCUAAGAAGUGGAGCUAGAGUUGAGAGUGGAUAAAACUUGAUGGAAACCAUCGAACCACUGAAACAAACAGACAGUUCUGGGCUGAUCCUUUUGUAUAUGCUGAUUAUCAGUUAUAUGAUGGAAUGAAUUAGUUGCAUAAA